AUGCUGACACCCCAGACAAACAAGCCACUAAUUUUGGACUCUCCCCGACGAUCCUCGAUUCCUGGGUUGCGGAAAUUACGUGUCCAAAUAUCCGAGGAAGAGCCUGAAGGACAAGAAGUGGCCAACUUGCGAUUUCUGAUCAAUGGUUGGUCAGAAAAUGCAAAGGGCUUUCCUAAUAGGAGUGCAAAACACAUUGACAAUUUCCAAAUAUUCAACAGUGAGCCACAAUCUACUUACUUUCAACUAGAUCCUACAUCUGGCAGGCUUCGUAUUGCUCGGAGAAUUGAUCGAGACCAACUGUGUCCAGUUUUCCAUAGUUGCUGUCCUCGAAGUGCAGAAGAUAGUCUUUCGAUAGAAUUGGACUCGUCUGACCCUCCAGCAAACGUAGCGGGGGAGGAUGUUACUGGACAGUUCCUACCAGAGUGUCGAUUAGAUUUGAAUAUACGCUCAGACGAUCAGUACUCAAAUAUUAUCUUGGUACAUGUGCACAUAGUCGAUGUCAACGACAACGCUCCAGUCUGGCCACAUGCUGCGGAUUUGAAGGGUGGAAGUGAAGAACAAAACGGACAGCAUGGCAUCACUGUGCAUUUAUCAGAAAACAGUCUCAUUGGGGAUUCGACAAAUCUCCCGUCAGCUUACGAUGCUGAUGCAGGACUAAACGGCAUCGUUCGAUAUACCCUUAAACCCGAAGUCCCCGAAUUUGACUUGAAGUGGACCACGGACAGUGAGUUGAUUGGCCGGCUGUAUACGGAUGAACAACAUUUGUUUACUCACGGAGAAUCACAGUAUCUCGGUGCAAGACAUGAACUACGCUUGGUGGUCAAGAAACUCUUGGAUCGGGAACAGUGCCCUUUCUACGAUUUGACUGUAACUGCCUUCGACGGUGGCUCACCGAGUCGGAACGCCUCCACACCACUGAAGGUUAUAGUGACCGACGCAAAUGAUAAUUCUCCCAGGUUUCAAAAGGAUACAUAUACGGUUGAACUCAUGGAAAAUUCAAAGCCACACACGUCGGUUGUACAGGUUACUGCAUUGGACGAUGACGAAGGUGUGAAUGGUCGGAUCAAGUACCGCUUCAGCCCACUCACGAAACCAGAGUUCAUGCGUAUGUUUAAACUAGACGCUGUCACCGGAUGGAUUCGCGUCCAAUGGGAGGUCGAUUACGAACUGUACAAGAAAAUUAUUUUGACCGUUGAAGCCGUGGAUAGUGGUCAACUUCCGCGGGCAUCAACAUGUGUUGUGGAAAUUGUCGUGCUGGAUGAAAAUGAUCAUGCACCGGAAAUCCGAUUCGAACCGGCUUUCGUGACAAACUAUGCCCUCGUGCCAGAGAACGAAAACCCAGCAGGUCGACUGGUUGCCGUGUUCACUGUGACCGACCGAGAUGCUGGAGAGAACGGACGCGUCGCAUGCCAACUUGCAGAACCCAGCCGUUGGCAUUUCCAGUCACCGGACCCAAAAAUAAUCAAGGCUUUGAUUUCCGCCGAUCCCCCUAAUGCGUUUUUCAAACUGCAACACAUGCAAGUUCCGUUCUCUGUCAUACAGACUUGUGGGACCAGUUUCGUGGGCCAGUUCAAGUUCAGAGGUCGUACAAGUUUCCUUUGGAUGCAAAGUUGUGGAUCCAGCAGUCGGAUUCCUAUCACCUCUGCGAUCGAUAGUAGUCUGGAUCGUACCAGUCGUGAUCCGCUCAGAGGUACUCGGUAUAUGAUGGUUUCGGCCAAGUGUGCUGCAAUCGCGCUUGAGCCUAGUUUCUUUCCACUACCACUCAGAGAUACGGGAUUGUGUUCUCAUAUUCUGUCCGACAAAUGCCUUGUCGUACGACCAACGUUUGAUGCUCGGCACGACCAUACGAAUGAGUACACACAAAAGCUGGCGGCAGAACGUGGCAAUUUGUCUUUCAAGCAGAAUCUGAUGGUGGGGCUGGAGUUGAAGCUCAAACAUAGAUUAGCGGCCAAAGGUCGCACAAGUUUCUUUUGGAUGCAAAGUUGUGGAUCCAGCAGUCGGAUUCCUAUCGCCUCUGCGAUCGAUAGUAGUUUGGAUCGUACCAGUCGUGGUCCGUUCAGAGGUACCCGGUAUAUGAUGGUUUCGGCCAAGUGUGCUGCAAUCGCGCUUGAGCCUGGUUUCUUUCCACUACCACUCAGAGAUACGGGAUUGUGUUCUCGUAUUCUGUCCGACAAAUGCCUUGUCGUACGACCAACGUAUGAUGCUCGGCACGAGCAUACGAAUGGGUACACACAAAAGCUGGUGGUAGAACGUGGCAAUUUGUCUUUCAAGCAGAAUCUGAUAGUGGGGCUGGAGUUGAAGCUCAAACAUAGAUUAGCGGCCAAGUAUGUCUGCUCCCUCCUUUCAGUUCUCUUCGAACGGCACUCCGACGCAUUUACUCCUUUUGUUCACCAAAGGUACAAACUCACAACCGCUGCCGUAUUUGACCGCGAGGCGAUAUCACAAAUCACUGUUUUGAUUGUCUGCUCAGACUACGGGCAACCCCCACGAAACACCAGUGGCGCAGUGGCAGUGAGAAUUACAGAUAUGAACGAUGUAGAACCAAAGUUUCCGAGGGAAAGAUUCUACAUGAACGUUCGAGAAGAUGUACUCGUUGGCAGCAUCUUGUUCACGGUAAACGCAACAGACUUUGAUGAAGGUAGAAAUGCCAAGCUGACUUAUUGGCUCUCCGGACCGGAUAUGGACUAUUUUGCGGUUAACGAAAACAACGGCGAGAUCUCCGUCAGGCGUCCUAUGGAUCGUGAGCUCAAAUCGUCACUUCAUUGUCGGAUCCACGCGGUUGAUCAAGGUACACCGCCGCUCAAUUCAUCAGCAGAUGUCUUGGUAUCCGUGACCGAUGUCAAUGACAACCCGCCGGUCAUUACGGAGAGGGUCGAGUUCGAAAUCAAAGAAAAUCACGCAGCGUCUGCUCCAAUUGGCCAACUGACAGCAUCGGAUCGUGACGCUGGUCGAAAUGCAGAAGUGAGCUUUUCACUGGUUCAGUGUUUAGCCCAUCCAUUGGAAGUUAUGACGUCCAGUUCCAAUGCUGGGCAAGGCAAUGGAAGCUGGACCAGGCAAGUGGAGACACUCUACACAUUCCUUGUCGCAAAAGAUGGCCGCAUAUUUCUUGGACAGGCUAAGCUUGAUCGAGAAUCCUUUCCAGCGUACGAUCUCGUGGUCAAGGCUGAGGACCAUGGGCAGCCCCGUCUGAGUGCGACGUCCACAGUGCUUAUCCGUAUUCUGGAUGUUAACGACAAUGCUCCGACUUUCACUUUUCCAUCUUCUGGAAACAAUACAGUCUAUGUGCCGCGAUCAACUGAACCUGGUCUUCCCUUGACAACAGUACAAGCAUUUGACAGGGAUAGCGAAGACAACGGCCGGGUACGGUACACUUUGAAAGGUGAUCGGCAGGGGGUACACCAUGACCUAUUCUCGCUAGAUUCACAAACAGGUGAACUUCGCUUGCGGCGCUCCGUCGAUCAAAGGUCACCGCUAUUACCUGAAGGUGUUCAAUCAAAUUCAACCAAUCUGGUCAAUAAUCCGGAUCCUCAUGCUUCGGACGAAGCGAGUUCCGAUGUAUACGCCCAACAGUCCGCCUUCAACUUACUUAUUACGGUGCGUGACAAACUUUUUUCGAAAUCACUGUAUUAA
Molecule: messenger RNA, 3630 nt
Organism: Opisthorchis viverrini
Lineage: Eukaryota; Metazoa; Platyhelminthes; Trematoda; Opisthorchiida; Opisthorchiidae
Exons: 13
Coding region: 1-3630 (1209 amino acids)
Biological process (GO): homophilic cell-cell adhesion
Cellular component (GO): plasma membrane
Molecular function (GO): calcium ion binding
Source: RefSeq, a predicted model, not a curated record